Molecule: messenger RNA, 2844 nt
Organism: Closterium sp. Naga37s-1
Lineage: Eukaryota; Viridiplantae; Streptophyta; Zygnematophyceae; Desmidiales; Closteriaceae
Source: the annotation of a GenBank genome assembly
AUGGGGAACGACGAGUGGUUCUUUUUCACGCCGCGCGACCGGAAAUACCCGUCCGGGCUGCGGUCGAAUCGCGCCACGCCUGCGGGGUAUUGGAAGGCGACCGGGAAGGACCGGCCCGUGUUCGCCGCGAAUCGCGGAGGAGGAGGAGGGGGCUCGAGCAGUGGCGGUGGAGGUGGAGGUUCCGGCGCGACGACGGUUAUUGGCUUCAAAAAGACGCUCGUUUUCUAUCGCGGGCGUGCGCCAGCAGGCGAGAAGACGGAAUGGGUGAUGCAGGAGUACCGCCUACCCGACAGCUCCGACGACAUCGCCAGCCUAAUGCUGCCGGCCGGCAGUUCCGCCGUCAGCGCUGACGUCACCAUCUCCGCGCCUCCGUCGCCGUCCGCGUCGGGCUGGCAGAGCGCAAGCGGCCCGUCGGGAAUGACUCUGUCACAGUGGGUGGUCGUGCGCGUGUACACGCGCGGCGCGCCUCCGCAGCAGGCGCAGCCUGGGCAGGGCGGCGGAGGAAGCGGGGGGCGACUAGCCGCGCCCGGGGGCUUGGGUCACGCGCUCCAGGCGCACGCGGAAAGAGCCGCGGGAAAAGCGUUGAAAGCGGGAAAGGUGGGAAAGUCGGAACUGGUAGAGGAGCCAGAGCAGCAGCGGAUGAUUUUGGAUUCUGGCGGCAGCGGCGGAAGCGGAAGCUUCCCGUUAGUAUGUGGGCUGAGCGCGGAGAGGGGGGAAAUGGGCUCCGUUCCGCAGUCUCCGCUCGUGUCCCCGCGUUUUCCUCUUCCGCAGGCUCACUUUCCGAUUAGUCCGCGCCAACCUCCCGCAAGCAGGAGCGCAAGUGCUGCUAUUUCCGCAGGAGCUUCCGCCGCCGCUUCCGCCGCUGCUUCCGCCGUUGCUUCCGCUACUUCUGGUGCAGGCGGAAUUGCCCCAGUCGGAGCCGCCGGUCCUGCGCCUGGCGAAGGGGAAGAGGAGAAUCAAGGGCAGGUUGGGGCGACCGAGCGAAGCACAGAGGCGCAGCUGGCAAGCGGGCAGAAAAACGGGCAGAAAGCCGGGCAGGAAAGAGGGCAGGAAAGCGGACAGGGAAGCGGGCAGGGAGGUGGAGGAAACGAAUCUGCAGAGGCAUUUUCGAAGCUUCUUGCCGAGUACGUGUCAGGGCAGGGAGACAAUGAUGGGCAUGCGAAUAUUUUCUCCUGGCAGACGGACCCAGCAGCCACGACAAGCGUGUUCCCCGCGUGCCAGGAGCAGCAGAUGCAGCAGAGUGAGGAGGCACAAGGGACAGGGCGGUGUGAGGGGGGAACUCAGGAGACUCAAGAGACGCAUGGAAAAGAGAGGGCGGACGCUCAGGCUGCCGCUGGGGAAGCAUCCGAGAAGCAGCACAACCAGGUCCAGCAACAUGAGAACCAGGCAAGACCCAUGCUACGUCGCCUGCAGCGGUCAAACGCUGCCGAGAUUGAGCCUCUCGAGGACCUGAUUGGCCCACAGAGCCCUUCAAGCCAGGGCCUGCAGCAGCCGCAUCAACAGAUCCAGCAGCAGGAGCAACAGCAGCCCACAAUCUCUCCUGCUCUGACCCCAGGCCUGGGAACCCCACCCGCAGCAGCCACUCCCCUGCCCGACCCUUUUCUGGCUGUGCCAACCCCAUCCUCUGCACUGACCACUCCUGGUGCUGCUGCUGGUAACCUCUCACCUUUUUCCGCCAUGGGUUCUGGUGUUGGAGUUGGUAAUUUCGGGGGUUACAGCGGUUUUUCAGCGUUUGGCAAUGGCAGCGGGCACUUGUCUUUUUUCGACAGCCCGUUCAGGUUCGGCACUCCCGCUCCCACAGGGGCUGAUUGUGGGGCUGCGAAUGCCUGGACGGCUGCCGUUGUUGCUGCUGCUGCUGCUGCUGCUGGUGCCGAUGCUGCUGCUGCUGGUGGUGCAGAUGCUGCUGCUGCUGCCACUGAUGCUGCUGCUGGUACUGCUUCCGCUGUUGCCACUGGUGCUUCUGGCCCUGCUCCCACAGGAGCUGAUUCAGGGGCCCGGUUCCGAGGGAGCGAGUGUGCAGCGCAAGCCAGUGGCAGCGUCAGUGAGAGUGGCAGUGAGCUGAGUUCCCCGUGCACUAACACCACUCACACCCCCCCCACCGCCUCUGCGAGUGAUGGUGAAUUCGCAGGGGAAGUGGCCGGUCCUGCUGCUAUUGCAGCUGAGUCGCUUGCUGCAGACAAUAGUGCCGCUGAGUCAAACCUUUCAGCAACGCAGCUCCCACACCAGCAAUGUUUGCUACAGCAGCAGCAUUUAUCCACUGCCGCUGCAGCCGCAAUUGCUUCUGACCGUUUUUCCAUGCUCUCCUCCCCUCCUCUACCGCCUGGGAUGAUGUCAGAGCUCACCGAGCUGCUUCUACACUCGGCAGUUGCCCAGCCUAGUGACUCAGGCUCGGGGCCAGCAGGGUCGGAAGCAGGCUCGGCGCAAGCGUGCAGUGAAGGGAAGGAUGGUGGUGCAGGACAAAUCAUUAGGCAGUUCCAGCAACCACUGUGGGCGACUAAGGCACACCAGCAGCAGCAGCAGCAGCAGCAGCGCCAGCUGGAGCAAGGGCAUGAGAAGAAUGGAGCACAGGGAAGAAAGCAGGUUCGGUCCCCGAAGCGGAGUCGAGGGGAGGGUGAGUUUGAGGGGCUGAUGGUGAUGGAAGCAGGUGGAGCUGCUGAUGGGGUUUCAAUGGAGGCAAGCCUGGUUCGGCCCUUGUCCAAGCGAAGGAGCUUUGUUGCUGAGGAGAUUGAGGAUGGUUCGGGUGGAUUGAGUGCGGUGAAGGAGAUCAGCCUGGGAGAGGAGGGAGGUGUGGGGGAGAACUCACAGCCUGAUAUUCUCAAUAUGCUGAAGCAGAUCUUGGGGUGA